Danio rerio (zebrafish) is the source of this 3495-nucleotide messenger RNA. RefSeq names its product solute carrier family 35 member A4 (gene slc35a4). Gene Ontology annotation, molecular function: pyrimidine nucleotide-sugar transmembrane transporter activity. NCBI's taxonomy places the organism in Eukaryota, Metazoa, Chordata, Actinopteri, Cypriniformes, Danionidae. The record is from RefSeq and is marked validated. Gene Ontology annotation, cellular component: membrane; Golgi membrane. Gene Ontology annotation, biological process: pyrimidine nucleotide-sugar transmembrane transport.
GUCAGCACACCGGCGGGUAAGCCGCGGGAUCCACCACCCGGGUCAUGUGUGUGCGAGGAGUGAGAGUUGAGCCGGUGUUUUAGCGUGUGUUUCCCGCAGAAUAGUGCGGUAAAAUGGCGGAGGAGAGAUCAGAUGAACGACUGGAGGCCCAAUGAGAGUUUGAUCCACGAAUGAGAUCCAGUGACCAAACUGAAGGAUCUUGUUCAUCUCAAAGACCAGCUGGAGGAGAUCCAGAAGAAGGUGGAGAAUGAGGUUCAAGCUGGAGUCCCACAGGGUGGCUCAUUAUUAGCAUCUCCAUUUCUGAAAGGUUUUCUGGCCGGGUAUGUGGUGUCCAGACUGCGCUCUUCUGCUGUCCUCGGAGUGGCUUUGGGGACGCUGAGUGGGAUAUUCGCCGCUCAAAACUAUCAGGUGCCCAACAUCGAGGCCACUCUACGGGACAUCCUGAACUCUCUUAAGAAAAGACCUGGAGAAUAACAGCAGACCAAAGAGGAGGAGGAAACGCAUCAUCACCGCUGGCGUUUGUGUUAUUGCCACUCCUUCCCUCAACAAAACUGCUGAUCUGAAUCACAUUUUGUUUUGAGGUCUAUAUAAGUGCCACAUGACCGACCGAACAUGAUCGCAAUCUCAGCAGAUGAAUCUCCAGAAUCCUCUUCUCCUGCUCUCCGCCUCCGCUGGCUGUUUCUCCUGCUCCUGCUGGUGUUGAUCUACGGCUCUCACGCUCCUCUGCUCUCGCUCUGCAAAACACAAGCACAGAUCCCCUUCAGCGCUUCAUCAUGUGUGCUCCUCAUCGAGACCUCCAAACUCUUCAUCUCCUUCGCUUCCCUACUAGCAUCCGGGAGCGUUUCUACUCUCCGAAUUUCCAUAUCCAUGACGACAGCAUCCCCGUACGCCGUUCCCGCCGUCCUCUACGCCUUCAACAACCAUCUAGUGGUCUUCAUGCAGGCCUACAUGGACCCCAGCUCCUUCCAGGUGCUCAGUAACCUCAAGAUUGCCUCCACAGCUCUCCUCUAUACAUCAUGCUUAGGAAAGCGUUUGCAUCGCAGACAAUGGUUUGCUAUGGGCUUGCUAGUAUCUGCCGGCGUUUCUCACAGCUGCUUUAGUUACGAUUUGGAAGGUAAACAGGAAACGGCGGUUUACAUCACUUCCUGGGGUUUGCUGUUGGUUCUUGUGUAUUGUUUUGUGUCGGGUUUGGCUGCCGUUUAUACCGAACGCGUGCUGAAAAGCCAACGUCUGCCGUUGAGCAUGCAGAAUCUGUUUCUGUACGCGUUCGGUGUUGUGGUCAAUCUGGCGUCACAUCUGUCCGGCGGGGAACAGAAAGGGUUUUUUGAGGGUUAUUCGGCUGUGGUUUGGGUUAUUGUCGCCGGACAGGUUGCCAAUGGACUGCUUAUGUCUGUGGUCAUGAAACAUGGAACGGGAAUCACACGUUUGUUUGUGAUUUCGUCAGCGAUGCUAGUCAAUGCUGUGUUGUCCUGGGGGAUUCUGGGAGUUCAGCUUACUGGGUACUUCCUGUUUCCUGUUGUGCUGAUUGGAUGGGCGGUGUACCUGUAUUAUACGUAAAGGAGUAACCACUGACAACCGCAUUUAAGUAAUUGCUUUAUAAAAUCAGAUCAUUAUUGGCCUUUAGAUUGUAAAACAAAUGUAUUUUAUUUUUUUAUGUAGUAGUAUUAGUAGCAGAAGUAGGAGGAAGUGUUAGAAUUCGAUACCAAUUGGUACUGAAGUUUUAAAAACGUCCAUUUUCCGCUAAUAUUCGAGCGCUGUUGAGCUCGUUCUUAAACAGCGCUGAUUUGCCUUUGUGUUCAGGUGCUUAACGGAAAGGACUGUGAUUGGCCGUGAAGUAGGUUUGGGCGAUGUCGACCAUUUUUGCAUCGUACAAUGUCUUAUAUGAAACAUCGCGAUGAACGAUGGCAUCGUCGUAAUUAGCGGAGGUGAAUUAAUCAUUUAUGAAUAAUUAAUUAAGUCAUGGCGGCGCAGUGGGUAGCACGUUCGCCUUACAUCAAGAAGGUCGCUGGGUCGCUGGUUCGAUCCUCGGCUCAGUUGGUGUUUCUGUGUGGAGUUUGAAUUUUCUCCCUGCCUUCGCGUGGGUUUCCUCCGGGUACUCCAGUUUCCCCCACAGUCCAAAGACAUGCGGUACAGGUGAAUUGGGUAGGCUAAAUUGUCUGUAGUGUAUGAGUGUGUGUGUGUGUAUGUGUGCAUGUUUCCCAGAAAUGGGUUGCGGCUGGAAUGGCAUCCGCUGCGUAAAAAAUUGCUGGAUAAGUUGGCGGUUCAUUCCGCUGUGGCGACCCCAGAUUAAUAAAGGGACUAAGCCGACAAGAAAAUUAAUGAAUGAAUGAAUAAUUAAUUAAGUCAUAACGAAGUUAUUAUUUGUAGCCUAAUGUUUCAACUACCUGACCCUCAUGGUCUUUGUUUUACCCAUUAACAAAUCAUAAAUAAAUAAAGAUAAGCUGCACACAAAUUACCACCUGUCAAUCACUUUUUCCGCGGGAGGUUGGUCGGUUAAAAAGGUGCACAACCAACAGUAUCUGAGGUUUUCACUAAAAAAAUUACUAAGUACAAGUGUGAAAGUAAAAGACUGAAGCAGUGUACUGACGCUGUGACACGUUACCUGCUAGAUUCAAGAGACAGAAGAGUCGUUAGAUAGAGACAAGAUUAAUUAAACAUCACGUUUAACAACUGUAUUGAGACACGAUCCAGCGGUACAUCCUUUAUAAACUGUCUGACGUGCACUGCUCUCUGGAGCUCAGGCGAGCGCAUGACAGUGUGUGUGGCUGUGUGUGUGUGGUCACGUGAAAUAAAAUGUUCAGCUGAAAUAAAAUGCUGUUCAGAAAUGCUAGAUGUAACGUCAGUGUGGAUAUGGAUCAUUUUCGUAUUAAAAUGGCAUUUAAAAGUAAGACAUAUUAGUGUAAACGAGGCCUAAAUGUGUAUUUUUCGGGAGCGGGCUUGCGUUGGUGGUGGGGUGGAGGAUCGGCCAUGCCGGCUCAGCAUCGAUUUGUCUAUUGGCCAUCGGCGAUGGACGAUGGCAUCGUCUAUCGGCCCAACCCUACUGUGAAGGUCAUCAGUUCACCAAACUCACCGCUGUUUACUGAGUGUAACCACAAUUACAGGGAAACGAGCAUUUUAAAGCUGGGAAGAUCAGCUGGUCUGCAUAUAAGCUGACAUAAGAUAGAUCCGCUGAUGAAGCGACUGAUCUUCACGGCUUUAAACUGUCUUUUUUUUGCUUUUUUAUUAUUUUUUUACAUACUGUAUGCUGAAGCAGCAUCUCUGAUUAUUUCAUAUCCCUCUUUUGUUGUUGUUGUUCAGCAAGAGUCUUUAUAUAUCCCUCUGCCUUUGUCCUCAUUCUGGAGGUGCAUCUUACUGUGAACAUCUCAUGAAUAAGACUGAAUGUCGUUUUUUUUCUGUUGUAUGCAUUUAUUUUGCUCAAAUGUGUUGAAAUGAAUACAUGUGGUGCAGCGUACAUAUUGUAUGAUUUAUGCAAAUAAAUAUGACAGAUAAUUUUCA